Rubroshorea leprosula is the source of this 1393-nucleotide messenger RNA. The record is from the annotation of a GenBank genome assembly. NCBI's taxonomy places the organism in Eukaryota, Viridiplantae, Streptophyta, Magnoliopsida, Malvales, Dipterocarpaceae.
AAUCUUGUAAGGCUGGAGGGUGGUGAGGAGGCAUGGGAUUGAGAGAAUCUGUUGAAGAAGUGAGGAAUCGAAGGUAGGAGAUGUAGAACAGAGGGAUGACAAUGAAGGAAUUGAGAAUCUGAGAUUUGACUGUCGAGAGGUGAGAUCAGACGUAAGAAUUUAGGGAUGACAACGAUGGAACUGAAUCUUUUGACCAAGGACUAUAUCACCGAUCAGAAAGUCACUGUCUUUACUUGCAGUGAUGGCGGAGUGGCCCUGACGUCAACAGCGCUUAAGAAAGGAGGACUCUCAACUGGGGAUGUUGGUGUUCAGUACAAGUACAAGAACACCAUAGUUGAUGUCAAAGUUGAUACAGAAUCCAACAUCUCAACAACCUUUACAUUCACUGGGAUUCUUCCGUCAACAAAAACUAUUGCAUCUUUCAAAGUUCCCGAUUAUAAUUCAGGAAAGUUGGAGGUUCAUUAUUUCCAUGACCAUGCAAAUCUCACAACAGCAGUUGCAAUGAACCAAACACCUGCUAUUGAUGUCUCAGCUGCCAUUGGAACACCAGCUAUCGCUUUUGGUGCAGAAGCAGGUUAUGACACCACUUUGGGAAGUUUUACAAAGUACACUGCUGGUAUUAGUGUGACAAAGCCAGACUCUUGUGCUUCAAUAAUCCUGGGCGACAAGGGUGACUCUAUAAAAGCAUCUUAUGUGCAUCAUUUUGACCAGCUGAAGAAGAGUGCUGCUGUAGCAGAGAUCACAAGAAGGUUUUCCACAAACGAGAACACUUUUACGGUUGGAGGGUUAUAUGCCAUUGACCACCUGACCGUGGUUAAAGCUAAGCUCAACAAUCAUGGGAGACUUGGGGCAUUGUUGCAGCAUGAGGUCAUACCAAAAUCUGUGCUGACAAUUUCUAGUGAGGUUGACACCAAGAACUUGGACAAAAAUCCCCGCUUUGGAUUGGCCCUUGCUCUCAAACCCUGAUGGUUCAUUGCAAGAAUUGCACAUGCUAGAACAUGAUGCCAUAAUUUAUUUUGCUGGGACUUAAUGAGUGUCAAUAAGUAGCAGGCAAAUUUGUUAUUCAUUCAUUUCUAGGCGCUUGAUGACUCUGGACGGUUGCUUGGUGCUUGGGCUUUACCAUGGUCUUCUGUUUCUGUUACUGCAUAUUGUCAUGAAAGUUUCUGGCAUUUUGACACACAUACAUUAGAGUUAAGUUUGAUUGAUAGAAGCUACAUUCAGUGGUGCAAGUUAGACUACGGUAGACUGUUCUUCUGCACCUCGUGAAGAUAAUUUCUGAGCUUUCCCUGCUCUAAAGCAGGUCCAAUUGCUUCUGAAUUUUACCUAUGUUCCUUCCUUUUUCUCAUUCAAUGGAACGGUGAAUUUAUUGGCAAAAUAAAAAUAAAAAUAAAUA